Molecule: messenger RNA, 2244 nt
Organism: Knipowitschia caucasica
Lineage: Eukaryota; Metazoa; Chordata; Actinopteri; Gobiiformes; Gobiidae
Source: the annotation of a GenBank genome assembly
AUGCUCGCUGAACCCCGGAAGAAACAGAAGUGGUCCAUUGACCCGAGGAACAGUGCUUGGAGCAAAGAUGACAACAAGUUUGGUCAGAAGAUGCUGGAGCGAAUGGGCUGGUCCAAGGGAAAGGGUCUGGGGAGAAGUGAGCAAGGAGCCACAGAACACGUCAAAGUCAAAGUCAAAAAUAACAGCUAUGGCCUUGGAACUAAUGUCAGUCAUGAGGAUAACUGGAUUGCCCACCAGGAUGAUUUCAAUGAUCUUUUGGCUCAGCUGAACGCAUGUCAUGGUCAAAACGAAAAUAAUGAAUCUCCUCCACCUCCAGAGGAGCAGAAAGGAUUUAGUCUGGAAGAAAAGUCCAAAACUGCCAGAAAGAGGGUCCAUUACAUGAAGUUCACUAAAGGAAAAGACCUUUCAUCCAGAAGUGAAAAAGAUCUCAACUGUAUUUUUGGAAAAAGGGGUCGGUCCACCAAGGAACAAGAUCAGGAGAGCAACAGCAGCGAUUCUCAAGAAAAAGAGGAGGCCACCGUCAUAGCGCCGACUGAGCUGGAUACGGAGACCAUCACGAACACCGUGACCAGCGCUCUCAGCAUGCAGGAAUACUUUGCACAGAGAAUGGCCCGAGUCAAACAGGCCAAAGGACAGGCCCCCAGCCCAGACCAAAGUGAGAGGUCUGCCCCGCACAGCCCCACGCAAGACUGUGGCACGGAGCGGCCCAAGAAGAAAAAGAAAAAGGAUAAAAGUGCAGCGGAGGAAGCCGAAGUGUCUGAGGUGUGCAAAGUGGAACACAUAGAACCACAACAUACAAAAGCAGAAAAGAAAAAAAAGCGAAAAAUGCGAGAGAAAGAGCAACCUGAGGCGCAAGAAGAGGAAAAACCCCCAUCCAAAAAGAAAAAGAGUAAGAAACAUAAGAAAGACACGGAGCAAAGCAAUGAACUUUUUAUUACUGAAGACGAUGACGUGCUAAUAGAGGUUGACGACGCCAACGAGGACGAUGACGACAAGAUAGAAAUUGUGGAAAAAUCCAAGGACAAAAAGAAAAAGGAGAAACGAUUGUCGUGCGUAAAGUUUGGAGCAGAGCGCGCGCACAUGGCUGCCCUCAUCAGCGCGUACUCGUCGUGGCCGGAGUCCUUCGAGUGUCCCGCAGAUGGAGAUGGAUCUGAAGCACACGGGCCUCACAGGAGCUCCGCGGACAAGGCUCCAGAGCCGCGGAUCCGACGUCCCAUGAACGCGUUUAUGGUUUGGGCCAAAGACGAGCGCAAACGACUGGCUGUCCAAAACCCAGAUUUGCACAACGCCGAACUCAGCAAAAUGCUUGGUAAAUCGUGGAAGGCCCUGACCCCCCCUCAGAAGAGGCCCUAUGUGGAGGAAGCAGAGCGGCUCCGUGUGCAGCACAUGCAGGACUAUCCCAACUACAAGUACCGUCCUCGCAGGAAGAAGCAGCUCAAGCGCAUAUGUAAACGGGUAGACCCAGGCUUCCUGCUAACCAGCCUGGGUCCAGACCAGAGCUCUCUGGUGGAGCAGCGAGUCCUGUGCCACCCUUGCGACAAAGACAACGGCCCCAGGGGCUUCUCUGGACCAGGUCCGGUCCUGCCUGGGGUUCGGACAUUCAGAGACCCAACCACUUCUAGCAACAGCAGCUUUGACACUUAUCCUUACGGUCUUCCCACUCCCCCGGAGAUGUCCCCUUUAGACGCAAUGGACCAUGAGCAUGUACCCGCCGCAUACUACCCCUCAACUAGCUCCUGCUCGUCUUCCUCAGCUUCCUGUCCAGAGGAGCAUCAGCAUCACAUGGGCAGUCCACCCCAGUACCACCAUGACUUCUCCCAGUCUCAGAUUCACUGUGGGCAUGUGCCACACCUGUCUCAAACUGGCGCUAACACUGGACUCAUGAGCGCCCCUCCAAUUUCCUACUUCAGCGCAUCUUCUUUCCCUCAAGUCCAUCACAGUGUCCACCCAGGACAGCUUGGACAGUUGUCUCCUCCCCCAGAGACACAGGGACACUUGGAGACGCUGGACCAGUUGAGCCAAGCAGAGCUCCUGAGUGAGGUGGACCGGAAUGAGUUCGACCAGUAUCUGAACUCCACCGGUUCUGGUUUCCAUGCCGACGGGAGCAGCACUAUGACUGUCACGGGACAUAUUCAAGUGGCAUCAGCUUCCAGCACCGGCCCCAGCAGCUCCUCAGAAACCAGUCUGAUCUCUGUGUUAGCGGACGCCACUGCGGCAUACUACAACAACUAUGGCAUCUCAUAA